This is a messenger RNA of Pistacia vera, 972 nucleotides long. RefSeq lists its product as uncharacterized. Lineage: Eukaryota; Viridiplantae; Streptophyta; Magnoliopsida; Sapindales; Anacardiaceae. The transcript has 2 exons. Bases 1 to 972 code for a protein of 323 amino acids. The record is from RefSeq and is a predicted model, not a curated record.
AUGGCGGCAAACUCUCAACAAUUUGGUACUCGAUCUGAUCCACCACCAAGGGAGGUAAAUGAAGUGGGGAUAUCCAAUAAUCUUGAGCAACAAUUGAAUAAUUUGACUGCACUUGUGCAACAAAUUGCAAUUGGACAAGUGAAGACAUGUGGAAUUUGCUCCAAUGUGGGACAUCUUACCGAUAUGUGUCCUACCCUUCAAGAGACAAAUGCAAAACAAGUAAAUGCCAUGCGAGGAUACCAAGGACAACAAAGGCAAAGGUAUGAUCCAUUUUUCAAUACCUAUAAUCCAGGAUGGAGGGAUCACCCUAAUCUUAGCUAUGGAGAAAAUCAACAAGCUACUGUCACUAAUAAUCCACCUGGUUUCCCUUACCCACGAGCUCCACAACCAUACCAAGCAAGACCCCAAAAUGUUUCCCAACCUCAAGGAAAGUCUUUGGAGGACUUGGUAAACUCAUUAGCAACUAGCUCUCUUCAAUUUCAGCAAGAGAAUCUCAAGUUCCAACAAGAAACAAAAAUGUCAAUUUGGAAAGCCAAGUUUGCCACAUCAAAGAAGGAGGAACAUGAACAAGAAAUUUUGGACACUUUUAGAAAAUUACAUGUCAACAUUCCUUUGUUGGAUGCAAUAAAGCAAGUGCCGCGUUAUGAGAAAUUUCUUAAAGAAUUGUGCAUCAACAAGAGAAAACUUAAGGGAAAUGAGGUGGUAAGCGUGGGAGAAAAUGUCUCAGCGGUUUUGCAAAGGAAGCUUCCAACAAAGUGCAAAGAUUUGGGUAGUUUCACCAUACCAUGCAUCAUAGGCAACACAAGGUUUGAGAAAGCAAUGUUAGACUUAGGUGCUUCGAUUAAUGCCAUGCCUUACUCACUUUAUCUUGAUUUAAAUCUUGGUACUCUUAAAGAGACUGGCGUAGUUAUUCAACUCGCUGAUCGAUCUAAUGCCUAUCCAAAGGGAGUUGUGGAAUAUGUUUUGGUGUAG